Molecule: messenger RNA, 927 nt
Organism: Paracoccidioides brasiliensis Pb18
Exons: 4
Coding region: 1-927 (308 amino acids)
Molecular function (GO): fatty acyl-CoA hydrolase activity
Source: RefSeq, a predicted model, not a curated record
AUGACUUCUCGUGUGCUUUGGCGGCAACAGUUGCUUUCCAACCCCCAUGUUUCGGGACGAAUCCCAUCUCAUUGCCGCUCUAUCAACCGCAGCGUCGCGACCAGUGACCGACAUGUAGAACAUCCUUCUUCUUAUCACACCCAAACUACGCCGGUCCCCCGUGAAUUUGAUUCGAGAUGGCUUUCGACGAUUAAAGGGAGACUAGCGCAAUGCUUUACAUUCGGAAUGAAGUCACAUCAGGUUGAUGAGGCGGGAGAAAUACUCCGCGAACUUGCACGGGACUGGCGAGAGUUGACUGUGGGGAGCGAAGGGUUCCUCACAGGUAAAGGGAGGGAGGGUCUCUUUCGCCAUAAUGUUGCGUGGGGAGAAAUGCAAGUAAACUAUAAGGGGCAUGUAAAUAACGUAUCGUACGUGAGAUAUGCGGAGACCGCACGAGUCAAUUGGAUGAAAAAUAUCGGAAUCCAUGUUGACCCCGCGAACAAAAAGGCAUGGUCUAACCUCCUGAGUUCGACGGGCAUCGGGUUGAUAUUGAAAAGUAUCAAGAUAGACUAUAAAUUUCCAAUGACCUUUCCAGAUAAAAUUAGUGUAUACCACAAACUGUCACAUACUCCCCCAGCACUUUCCAGCCCGGCAUCCUCAUCAUAUUCCUCAUUCCAGCUCGAUGUAUUGAUCCUUUCCGAGGCGCAUCAGCGACCCGCUGCUCGAUGCCAUGAGGAUAUUGUCACAUAUGACUACCGUCAGGGGCGUAAAGUGCAUAUGCUCCCAUCGUUCAUGAUGGACCAGUUCCUGGAAAUGUGGGAGUUGCAGGAAGAAUCUCGGCGAGUAUGGGGCUCGAGGGUCAAAGAGAUUGAGAAGAGGGUGGAAGAUCUGGAAAAAUCUAGUUGGGACCGGCCAGAUGCUGUUGAAGAUAUGGGAUCAUCAGGGUGA